Molecule: messenger RNA, 5069 nt
Organism: Esox lucius (northern pike)
Lineage: Eukaryota; Metazoa; Chordata; Actinopteri; Esociformes; Esocidae
Gene: hycc1
Product: family with sequence similarity 126 member A
Exons: 12
Coding region: 1218-2735 (505 amino acids)
Biological process (GO): phosphatidylinositol phosphate biosynthetic process; protein localization to plasma membrane
Cellular component (GO): plasma membrane
Source: RefSeq, a predicted model, not a curated record
AGAAUUGUAGGUAUGUCGGUACGCGCUGUCAAGCAUUACAGUCCUUAGUUUCAUGAUUAAUAUUUCUGUUAGUAGCUGUUGUAAAGGCCCACUGAUUAUGUGCGCGUGUGUGUGUGUAUGCACACACACACGUGCCUUUUGCGGGCAGUUUGAGUAAUGCACUGUUCUGAUGUUUGCAAUAGCUGACAUGUGACAGAGCUUACCUUACUAAAGCCCCUAGAGGCUGUCCAGAAACACUACACUUUACGAGAGUGUCUGUGUGUAGUAGUACAGUGGAACCUCUGGAUGCUAGUGCACACACAACCCACCGUGUGGACUGAUGGAACAGCCUUUAAACUAACAGUGGUUUGAGAGGAUCUGUGUACAUGAUGAGGGCUGAGCCUGUAGGCAUCUGAGAGAGAUGGAGAGGGAGAAAAUUGAGUCAGAGAGGGAAAUACAUGGAGCGUAGGCUGUAAGAGGAUUCCAACUUGUCAGAUCCCUCAGAACCCACGGUCUUAGGCACGCACGCACGCUUGCACGCACACCUAAUAACAGAGUGGGACACACUACAGUAGGUGGGCGGGAGGUGGGAUUUGCUGAAAAGGAGGUCUGAGUAGAGGAUGUCUGGAGAAAGGAAGAGGUUAGAAAAAGGGAUUAGGAUCGUUUGAGGAUAAUGGCGAGUAUUCUCAGCACAUUUCUUCAGCUCAUUUGGGUUACAGCACUCUCUAACUCAUGGACACUCACUUGUAUGCUCUCGUGUUUCCUCUCUGGCACGGCUCAAAGUGUGUGUGUGUGUGGGUGUGUGGUUUAAAGCCUACCCCGCAACACAGGAAAAAGCGGCUGGGGCAGCUUUCUUCUCCCCUCCCAAGUCCUCUGAAACAGUGUGUUCUCAUUAGUCCGUUCACUUCCUGGCUUUGCCACAGUCGGAUAGCUUGUCAGAGCCACCCUGAUUUUCCCUGUCCGUUCUGAGCACUUGUUCACUUCGUGUCAUGGAUUAAAAAGGAAUAUGACCGGUGUAAGACAUGUAAUGGAAACCUCGUUUUAGUGUAAGCUAAACCACGCUUUCGCCAAUCCACUGAUUUUACGGGGUGAAGGGUGUGGACUUUGGGAGGAAGGAACAGAUGACCGGGGCGUAUCAGAGUUAUCAGGGCCACUUGUUUGGGAGGAGUGGGUGUACCUUGUCUGUGUGUUGGUAAGCAGCCUUGUGGUAGAAGUUUGUCUAACGGAGGUGAGGGAAGAUGUUGGCUAUGGACCAAGGAGUGGUGGAGGAAUGGUUAUCAGAGUUUAAGACUCUCCCUGACAGUGCAGUGUCCAGCUACGCAGCGUCUCUGAAGGAUAAAGGCUCCUUGAUCCCAGCAAUCUACAAGGUCAUCAGAGAGAACUAUAGUGACCUACUGGAACCAGUUUGUCACCAGCUGUUUGAGUUCUAUCGUAGCGGGGAGCCACGGCUGCAGAGGUUUGUGCUCCAGUUCCUCCCCGAGCUGCUCUGGUCCCUCCUCCUGGCUCCAUCUGCAGCUAGGGACCCGCACACCUCAGGGUGCAUAGAGGCCCUGCUGCUGGGGAUAUACAAUCUGGAGAUCGUAGAUAAGGAUGGACAGAGUAAAGUCCUGUCCUUCACUGUCCCUUCCCUCUCCAAACCCUCAGUCUACCAUGAGCCCUCCACUAUUGGCUCCCUGGCAUUAACAGAAGGCGCUCUAGCCAAUCACGGGCUGAGUAGAGUUGUGUACAGCGGACCUCACCUACAGAGAGAAACGUUCACAGCUCAGAACAGGUUUGAGGUGUUGACCUUCCUGUUGCUGUGUUACAAUGCAGCUCUCAGCUACAUGACUUCCUCUUCUCUACAGUCUCUCUGUCAGCUUAGCUCCAGGGUGUGCAUCUGUGGUUACCCACGGCAGCAGCUCAGGAGGUAUAAAGGCAUCAGCUCUCGUCUGACCGUCACCUCGGAGUUCCUGGUUCAGCUCAUCACUGGGAUUCACUACGCACUGUGUAAUGGAGAGGUGGACCUUGGCACCAAGGCCCUGGAUGAUGUAUUGUACCGAGCACAGCUAGAACUGUUCCCUGAAGCGUUACUGGUGGGUAAUGCCAUCAAGUCGUCCCAACAGUGCGCAGCGCUAAAGUCUAGCGCCAGUAAAGAAGGAGCUCGUAGUAUCCAGGUUGAAAUCACACCUACUUCCUCUAGGAUCUCACGGAAUGCCGUCACAUCGCUCUCGAUCAGAGGACACCGCUGGAAACGCCAUGAUGCAGUGGAUCUGGGUUCCCCGGAGGAGUUGAUGGAGAUCUCGGAGGUGGAUGAAGGGGUGUGGCCUACAGGAGGGGCGGGUCUGGUCUCAUUGAACACGCCCACCAUUACUAUUAGCAACAGUGUCACCCCUGGGGUUGGAGGGGUCAAGACAGGAAGCUGGAAAUGGCAUCUUGGUGGACGGUCACAUAAGGAGAAGGAGGGCUGUCCUCUGGGCGGGCAGACCCUGGGUGAGAACCUGGAGCUGUCAAUCAAACGCCUGACUUUGACAUCCAGCCAUUCGGUGCCCAAAGGGCCUAUCCAUGGCCCUCUGAGCAACCUGUCACGCACCGCCAGUGCUGUGUUCUCCCGCUCCUUUGAGGGAAACAACCCUGGAGGUAACCGUGGCAACCCGGAGGCUGGCCGCUAUUUGUGCAGUGGCAGCCUGCAGGAGGAGGAGCUAGGCUAUCUAAGCCCUGUCCCCAACCACACCCAGCGCUCGCCCAGACUCGGUGUGCAUUUCAGGAAUGACCUGUGAACACCUGGUCUCUAACCCUUGACCCUUCACUGCCUUCUCAGUCAUCUGACCUCAGCGACCUGGACUCCCAGCCUGCCAGUGGGACUGGAAUUCAAACUCCAUACCACGUUUCCCCCCAUUCCCUCUUCUCACCAUAUCCCCCCCAUCCCCAUCAACCAUCAUCUUCCUCUCCUCCUCUCUUCUACACUAAGACAGCUGGCACCUCCAGAGAUGGGAUCAUCUUCGCCCACUCCUGUCUUCCCAAAGCGAGAGUCUGAGAGAGUGAAGAGCCUGGGUCCACCCGCUCUACCUGCUCUGGGAACCAGACAGACUGUGUUGCAAAACAACAGACUUCGUAGUUUUCGGAGAGAGUGUUUGGAAAUGGAGUAUUUAAAAGACUCCUGUUAGUCCUGUUUUGCUCUCCGUUCAUCCCCUCUGACUACGACAUCUCUGGGGAGGUUGUGUGUGUGCGUGCAAUUGUAAUUGUAAGUGAAAGUGGGCAUCUGAGGGUGUAUGCAAAUGUUUUUAAAAUGAACAAGGUGCGAUACUCUUAAACAAAAAUUAUUGAUCUCAAGGGAAGGUUUUAAGAUGCCCACUUCCCUAUAUAAAUUGGAAGGUCAGGGCCCCCAACAGCCCCCCUCCUACCUCACCAAAAAGGUAAUACCCUGUUCCUCACCCACACCAUGCACUAGGGUUUGAACGAACCCCAAGACAUGACAUUCACACUCCUGUUGCCAUAGCAACUGUUUAUCCAUCCAGUCCUAGUAAAUCUGCAUCCUGUGAAAGGAUUAAAUGACGACAGAACACAAAAUUGAAGGAAACCAAAAAUAAUCAUUAAUGUUUACAUCUGUAAAAUAUUGAUGUCAUCCUUACUAAAAGCAAUAGCUAUUGUACUAUGUUGAUUUUUCUCCCUGAUCUGAUCGGAUCUAUAAAAAUAGCUGAUUGGGGUAGUUAUGUUUACAAUUAAAGUUAAUUGGGGUGGGGUUGCAAUGUUUGUAAGAUGAUGUAUAAAAUAUUUGUAUGAUGUAAACUGUGGUAUUUUCAUAUUUCAGAGAGACUAGGGUUUUUAAAAAAUACUUAGCAAUAUGAAGUAUAGGGUCGCUAUUAAAGGUCUUCAAAUCCUUUGCAGUCUUCACAUUUUGCUGCCUUCAUUUUUAAUCUAAAAGGGGAUUUCAUUGAAAAAGUCAUUUUUUGUUUGUACAGAACAUAAAAAAAUCGAAGAUGCUUAACUUUGAAUUCGAGUCUAUAAACUUUCAUAACUGUUGGGCCUAAAUAUCUGCAUUGUUUUGUUUCAAACUGAGUAAAUUUUGUUGAAAUUCAUUAAUCGACACCAAUAUUUUAAAGGAGAUUUAAGUCAGGAUUGAGACUGAACCACCUCUUGGAAAGCACUGGUGUGUCUUUAGUAUCUGUUUUUGUAGUUUUUCAGCAGAAAAAGAAAAUCACCAACAGUAUUUGGUUUUCAGAGGACUAAGCUGGGUUCCCCCUCUACAUUUUUAUCUGCUUUGGUGCUUUUGUUAUUUUUGAUCAAAUAACAAUAAUGUAGUCAUUUAGAUUUUAUCUUGAGGCAGAAAACUGUGAUACAUUUAAAAGGAGCUUCUAGACUUUCACUAGUUACUGUUAGCAGGACAUUACCUUGCUGUGUAUGAUGAUGUCAUAUUGCAGCAUUUUCCUUUUAACUGAUGUUUAAUGUAACGACAGACAGUCUGGAUAUGUGGUAUUUUUCUACAAGAUUAAGAGUAACAACUGUUUUAGCAGUAUUGAAUCCUUUCAGUGUUAAAGUACAGUAGAACCCAAACCAAUCCUGCACGAUGCUGGCCUGACACCCAAACCCACCACCCCUGGCCUAGUAAUAGAGGGUUAAGGGAGAAGCCUUUACAAGCUAGGGGAUAGGUUGUAGGGCUUGGUAUAGGACUGAGGUGUCAGUCCAGUAAUGCUGUGUCUGAUUGGUUUAUCUAAAUUGGUUGAUUGAUUUUGAAUUAGUCAUGUUAAAAACGUGAACUUUACUGUGUUUGUCAGUUCUCUGUUCCAUAAUCUGCUUUAUAAAAUAAUGGAAAUAAAGAUCGAAAACACUCAUUGAGACGACUCCCCGUCUGGAACCUUUGUGUUCUGGAACCACGGUUCCAUGAGUCCCGGAGUUCUGUCAUAGCCAGAUUUUUCUCAGUCAGUGUUCUAGAUCUGUUUUACGUUCAUACAGUGGAACAACAACAAUCAUGUUUCUGUAUUUUGUUGCUCUAUUGGAUGUUAUGAAUCUGUAGAUAAUAUUGAUGGAUGUAAAAUGUUGUUUUGGCCUUUCUGUCUGAAGAUAACUCAUUGCUAGAGCUACUUUCUUUAAGAAUAAAGUCUUUCUAUAUUUCA